AUGGCCACCACAGCGGCUGUGAUACCCCCAAAUCCGACGGCGCAUCAUGUCGCCGCGCUCUUGCCCAAGCUGAAUGACAACGACUCGGAUAUUCGCUACAUGUCGUUGAACGACUUGAACCAAAUGCUCACAAUUGGCCACCCCACUUUCAUCUCGCACGACUACAGCUGCUGCGCACGCGUCGUUGAGGGUCUCCUCACCACUCUCAACGACACAAAUGGCGACGUGCAAAACAUGGCCAUCAAAUGCCUUGGCCCAUUCGUCAACAAGGCUCCCGAGAGCAUCCUGUGCCCCACCUUCGACAAGAUCUCCAACCUCCGUACAGACAAUGCUAUCGACAGUUCAAUCCCCGCUCUCGCGGUAAGAGCCAUGGUCGUCGCUCUCCCUCGCCCUACGCCGUCGAUACCUCGCACUCAGAAGGUCAACGAAGCCUAUCUAGCCAUCAGUCGUGCGCUGAUCCCUCGCCUUGUCGGUUACACAGUCAUUGCUACAGGCAAGAACCUUCCUGCACCACCUAAGGGUAUGAUCCAAAUCGAGAUCGAGACUGGUAUCGACAGCAAUGCUAUUGAUGUUCUGGUCGAAGUUGCUCGCUGUUUCGGCUCCAUGUUGCAGGAGGUGGAAGUAGAAGCCCUACAAAAGGUCACAACUGAGGUGCUGGACAACCCUCGCUGCAGUACCGUCAUGAAAAAGAAGGCUGUCACCGCGCUCUCUGUGCUGUCACCCUACUUCUCCGAUUCUCUCCUGAGUUCAGUCGUGUCUCGUUCCAUCGAAAGUUUGCGCCAGAGUCACCUCACGCCCGCUCAACGUCGUCUAUACCUCACCACAUUCGCUUCUAUGGCUAAGUCGAUACCCCGCAAAUUUGGGCCUUACCUCAGAACACUAGCACCUUUCGUCCUGUCACCCUUAAGUGAAGAGGAGCUAGAUCAACAAAACGAGGAAGCCGCCGAAUCAGAUGAAGGCCGUGACCCUCAAGUGGAGGAGGUACGCGAGGCUGCAUUACUGGCUCUAGAGUCGUUCUUGGCCUCUUGUGGACAGGACAUGACGCCAUACCUCCCCGAGUUGAUCGACUCAUGCCUUCGUUUCGCAAAGUACGAUCCCAACUAUGCGGGCGACGAGGACGAUGAGGAUAUGGAAGGAGCAGAGAGUGACCAAGAUGACGACUUCGACGUCGAUGAGGACUUUGAGGAGGAGACUGGCUUUGACGAUGAGGAUGAUGUUAGCUGGAAGGUGCGCCGCGGUGCCGCAAAGCUCAUCCACACCUUGAUCGCCACGAAAGGAAGUGGCGAUCUAUUGGACAGCGGUAUUCUCUAUGAAAAGAUCGCGCCUGCCCUCCUAUCACGAUUCCAAGAACGUGAAGAGAGCGUACGCCUCGAGGUCCUUUCAACCCUUGCCUUCCUCAUCAGAAAAACUGGUGAAGUCAGCUCUGUAUCCAGUCAUCGCAGAACCUCCUCAGCUACCGGCCCUCCCGUCAGCCGCAAGCGUCGCCGCGACAGUAGCUUCUCCAGCGAACGCCCUCAAGUGUCACUGUCCAACGGAUAUGUUUCGCCAUCUACACCCCCACCCCAAGGCGGCCCUCAAGUCAGCUUGUCCGCAAUCAACCCUCAGAUCGUGCAAAGUUCUGCCAAAUUGCUCAAGUCGAGCACUGUACCUACCAAGCACGCUGUCAUCUCUCUGCUUACAGAUCUGGUUACUGCUCAGCACGGUGGUCUUUCGCAGCGUAUCGAUCAGGUCAUUGACCCUGUACUCGAUGCCAUGAAGUCUACUGCUGGCACAUCUGGAGGUGCUUCCGUCACAAACAAUGCUCUCCGUAUUGAGUCUCUACGUCUGCUGCGCGUUGUUGCCGACAGUCAUUCAUCCAAGGUCGUUGAGCCUUAUCUUAGCAAGAUUAUGCCUGCCUUGACCGUUGUAUCCAAAGAGAAGUUCAGCAAGGUGUCGAGCGAAGCGUUUGACACAAUUCAGGUGUACAUCAAGGCUCUCACACCACCUCGCUCUGCGGGCUCAAAGCAGCAAAAUGCAACCUAUCUGCAACAAAUCUACGACACUGUUGUGCAACGCAUCUCCGCUUCUGACACUGACACCGAAGUGCGCCAGAAGGCUGUUCAAUCUCUUGGUCUCUUGAUUGGUCGCACGUCUGGAGGUUCAGCUCUUCUCAGCCAACAGAGCAGGCUUUCAGGCUUGCAGCUGAUUAAUGAACGUCUGCGCAAUGAGCUCACUCGUUUGGCAUCGGUCAAGGCCAUUGAGACUGUUGCGAUUCUGGCGCAAGGCUCCAAGGAGUUCACACCCGAUUGGGUCCGUGAUGUCGCGCUUGAGUUGGGUGCUCAACUUCGCAAGUCUAGCAGAACGCUGCGCGGUACCAGUCUUGCCGCACUCAAGCGUCUUGCUGCUAACCCUGCAUGUCGCGAGAAUCUUGAUGACGAGACUGUUCAGAAGAUUGUUCAGCUUUUGCUGCCCUUGAUUCUCAUAGAUCAGGACCUUCACCUGAUUGGCCCUGCGCUGGUCAUCAUCGGAUCGUUCGCCAACGAGAGACCCCAGCUUGUCCUCGACGCCGAGGUUGUCCGUGCCUAUUGCUUUGUAACCAAGAUGGACCUUACUGGUGCCGCACUCGAUGCGCUGCUUGGGUCUCUCGAAAUCAUCGGCAAGAAGGGUGCCGGCAAGAACCUGAUGAAGGCAUUGCUCGGCGAGGUUGGUGUCAACGGCAACCCCGAGCUUGUUGGUCAGGUUAUUGGCGUACUCCUCGUCGCUGGAGGUAACUCCGUCGGUGUCUCGCUGGCAGACUUCGAAGCCGAGCUGAAGACCACAUCUGACGAGAAGCGUAAAUGCCUUGCUCUCUACAUCCUCGGUGAAGCUGGCCUUCGUAUGGGUCCUUCCUUCCCAUAUGGUCCUGAAGUCUUCACUUCCUUCUUCUCGACCUCGGAGAAGGUAGCUCUUGCUGCGGCAGUCGCGCUGGGUCGUGCUGCUGCAGGUAACGUUUCGAGCUACCUACCUCAGAUCCAAUCCAGUAUGAGCCAAGGAAAACAGUAUCUACUUCUGCAUACAAUCAAGGAACUGCUACAGCACACUGCUGCUGAAACAGAGGUCAUCAAGUACUCGAAGCAGCUCUGGGACAAUAUCAUCACCGCAUCACAGGUCGAAGAUAACAAGGUCGUUGGUGCCGAAUGCAUCGGCAGAUUGGCCACAAUUGAUCCUGCUGCAUACCUUCCUCAACUGCAGGCAUACCUAAGCGACCCAAAGCCUACUGUACGCGGCAUGGUCAUCUCAGCUCUUCGUUACACGUUCUCUGACACUGAUCCCUCGUACGACGUCUACCUGCAGCCUAGCAUCGUACCCAUGCUCACUACCAUGCUCAACGAGACCGACUUGCAUAACCGUCGCCUCGCUCUUACUACCUUCAACUCUGCUGCACACAACAAGCCUGAUUUGAUUCUUCCUCAUCUGGACACUCUCCUGCCUCUUGCCCUGAAGGAGACUGUCAUUAACACCGAGCUGAUCCGCGAGGUCUCUAUGGGUCCUUUCAAGCACAAGGUUGACGACGGUCUCGAGCUUCGCAAAUCUGCAUACGAGACUUUGUACGCUCUGAUGGAGACUGCAUUUUCUCGUAUCCCGAUCCCAGCCUUCUACGACCGUGUGCAGGCCGGUGUCGGCGAUGAGCAUGAGAUCAAGAUCCUGUGUUGUUUGAUGCUGACCAAGCUCAUCACACUCGCACCUGAGGAGACUGUUCGCCGUCUCGAAAGUCUGGCAGCCUCAUUUAGAGCAGUUCUUGCCUUCAAGCCUAAGGAUACUGCCGUCAAGCAAGAGCUCGAGAAGCUCGGUGAGCAUAACAAGGCUAUUGCCAAGGUCAGCGUCAUCAUCAACAAGACUCUCCCUGCCGAGACUACAGCAGAUCACGUACGUGCAUGGGCCGACUACUGGGACUGGGCUAGAAAGGACAUGGCUGUUGUCGUCAAGGGCGCUGAGGAUGAGCUGAAGGAAAAGGAUCGCUAG
Aureobasidium subglaciale EXF-2481 is the source of this 3981-nucleotide messenger RNA. RefSeq lists its product as uncharacterized. Gene Ontology annotation, cellular component: nucleus. NCBI's taxonomy places the organism in Eukaryota, Fungi, Ascomycota, Dothideomycetes, Dothideales, Saccotheciaceae. The transcript has a single exon. The coding region runs from base 1 to 3981 and encodes 1326 amino acids. The record is from RefSeq and is a predicted model, not a curated record. Gene Ontology annotation, biological process: SCF complex assembly; protein ubiquitination.